Helianthus annuus (common sunflower) is the source of this 1764-nucleotide messenger RNA. Its product is annotated as tubby-like F-box protein 5. Gene Ontology annotation, molecular function: protein binding. The coding region runs from base 352 to 1599 and encodes 415 amino acids. The transcript is spliced from 5 exons. NCBI's taxonomy places the organism in Eukaryota, Viridiplantae, Streptophyta, Magnoliopsida, Asterales, Asteraceae. The record is from RefSeq and is a predicted model, not a curated record.
AUAAGACAUGAGUAUCAUACUCACACACAUAAGCACGCGACAUAUAUGUAAUGAUUUACAUAAGUGGUCUGGUAGGCCAUACAUACAUACAUUUCACAAUAUCAUCUCACUACACUGUGCGGAUCAUAUUUUACCUUCAACCCUUUCACUUCAUCCAACACACCUCACCGGAGACUACGGCGGCGAUCACGCCGGAUAUCGCGGCGAUCUCAAUAAAAAGUAUGCAAACAACCGGAUCUACUCAUCCGAUCAAACUCUAACUAACUACUAUCCACACAUCAAUUGUUCCGAUUUAGCCCUAAUUUCAUCCGAUUGCUGAUGAGGGUUUCAAAUUGAGGUGUUGAGAUUAAGAUGUCGUUUAAGAACAUUGUGCGCGAGUUGAAAGAGAUGACGACGGAUGGUAUCGGGAGUAUGUCGAGAAGGAGAGGGGGUGAAGGGAAGCAGAAGCAGUGGCGGAAUUGUACUCGAGCGCAUGUUGUACCUGAUUUGGUUGCGCCGGAGUGUACUACCGAAGGUCGGUGGGCUCACUUGCCUCCUGAAUUGUUGUUGGAUAUAAUCCGUAGGGUUGAAGAGAGUGAGACGUCGUGGCCGGCACGAACGACGGUUGUUUAUUGUGCGUCGGUUUGUAAGCCGUGGAGAGAUGUUACGAAGGAGAUUGUUAAGACUCCGGAAGAAUGCGGGAGGUUAACGUUUCCUAUUUCGUUGAAGCAGCCCGGUCCUCGUGAUUCUCCAAUUCAGUGCUACAUAAAAAGAGAUCGAGCAACUUCCACUUUUCGUUUGUACUACGGGCUGACUCCAUCUGAAGACGAGAGUGAUAAGUUAUUGUUGGCUGCUAAAAGAAUCCGUAGGGCAACAAGUACAGAAUUUUUGAUCUCGUUAGUGGCGGAUGAUUUUUCACGCGCUAGUUCUACGUAUGUCGGGAAACUGAGGUCUAAUUUUCUCGGAACCAAAUUCAGCAUCUACGAUAGCCAGCCUCCAAACGAUGAAGCGUUUCAAGCUAAUCACAGCCGUUCAAGUCGAAGAUUUCACACAAAGCAAGUAUCUCCUCGACUACCGGCAUGUAAUUACAACAUUGCCACUAUUUCCUACGAGCUGAAUGUACUACGCACGCGUGGGCCGAGAAGAAUGAAUUGUUCAUUGCAUUACAUACCCAUUUCGUCAAUUCAAGAAGGCGGCACCGCUCCGACUCCAAAAUCAUUUCCGCAAGAAAAUCUUCUUCCCUCAACGUCGUCAUCAUUAUCAUCAUCAUUAUCAUUACCAUUAUCAUCACCUUUAGUGAAAGAAAAACCGUUACCUGGUGACGCGUGUAAUGACUAUUUGGUCCUUAAGAACAAAUCGCCAAGGUGGCAUGAACAAUUACAGUGUUGGUGUUUGAAUUUCAAAGGACGUGUUACGGUGGCUUCGGUGAAGAAUUUUCAGUUGGUAGCUUCUGUUGGUUCUUCUGAUAAUGUGUCGGAUGCGGAGCAAAACAAGGUGAUUUUACAAUUUGGGAAAAUUGGACAAGAUAUAUUUACGAUGGAUUAUCGGUACCCGAUUUCUGCCUACCAAGCGUUUGCGAUCUGCCUUAGCAGCUUUGAUACAAAACCGGCUUGCGAAUGACAUGAAUCUUGUUGUGAGUUAUCGUGUCAGGUCAGUGUUGUAUUUCUGUAAAAUUUGAUAUAACGUUGGAUGCAAGAGGAGUAGUUACUCUUUGUAGUUAUGGUGAACAUGUGUUUUGUUAUUUAAAAUUUGUGUUUUUCAAUCUUUUAGCGCGAUUUUGUUCAA